GAGAAGGAGGUGGCGCUUUGCCCAGAUAGCUUAUCCAUCAAAAGCUACCACUAGGGAGGCAGGGGAAGAGAGAGAAUGCGAACCAUAACGCUCUCGGAGAGCGUUCUGAGGACACAUUCACUUCAUUCUCCAUGUCCCAAACCUCCCAAAUUCCUCAGCUCUUACUUAUUUUCUUUGAAUUCUCGCUUCAAGGAACACAAUUCAAAGCUUUCCCAUCAAUACCCAUGUCUCGUUUUUUCAAGGCUCUCCAGAAGGUGGGGUGAAAACACAUGUGGGAAGUUGUUUGGGCAAUUUCUUGAAAAGGAUUGGGAAAAUUCAGAUGGCAUUGAGUUGAGGUAUUGCUGGAAUGGCAAAGCAAGUAAACACUUGUUGCACAAUGUGGAUGACUUUGGUUUUUCAGACAAGUCACCUGCAAAAAUUAACUACAAAAGGGAAAAUCACACAACUAGAAAUAUCCCAGUUCUAGAUACAUCAAUGGGUGGUUUGCUGAAGAUUAUGCUGGUCUUUGGGUUUCUCACACUCCAAGACUCUCAACAGGCAGUUGCUGGUUCAGAUUUUGCUAGUGGAUUGCAGCUGAAUUCUUAUUUAGGGGACCUGGGCGACAUUAGCACAGGUUUUGUUUCAGCAUUCUUGCUGAUUUUUUUCUCUGAACUGGGGGACAAGACCUUUUUCAUUGCGGCACUUUUAGCAGCAAGGAACUCUGGUGCUGUUGUCUUCAUUGGGACUUUUGGUGCUCUUGCGGCAAUGACAAUCAUAUCUGUUGUUCUUGGACGGACUUUUCACUAUGUUGAUGAGAUUCUUCCAUUCAGAUUUGGUGAAACUGAUUUGCCCAUUGAUGAUAUUGCAGCAGUGUGUCUUUUGGUGUACUUUGGGGUUUCAACCUUGCUUGAAGCCAACUCAAGCGAUGGUUUAAAAGCAGAAGAAGAACAGAAGGAGGCAGAGAUUGCAGUUUCAGAAUUUUCGGGAAAUGGUGCUGGGAUUUUAUCUUCUGCUAGCACUGUCAUUAGCACGUUCCUCCUAGUUUUUGUUGCUGAAUGGGGAGACAAAUCAUUUUUCUCUACAAUAGCACUUGCUGCAGCAUCUUCACCUCUUGGAGUCAUUGGAGGAGCAUUGGCUGGUCAUGGAGUGGCAACUUUGCUUGCUGUUUUGGGGGGUUCUUUACUGGGAACAUUCUUAUCAGAGAAGGUUAUCGCCUACAUUGGAGGUGUUCUUUUUCUCAUCUUUGCUGUGGUAACAUUGAUUGAGAUACUUUGCGCCGGCGCUCAAGCCCUAAGGGUCUCCAAGCCUCCUCUCUCUCCUCUCUCUGCUCUCUGCUCCUCGAUUUCUCAGAUCCCGAGGUUCCUAGCUGCUUUUGCCAUGCACUGAGAUCAGCAGCCCAUGUUGUUUCUUUUGAGUAUAAAUAGAGGAUGAUUGACUGCCAUGAUGUUGUUGUGAAGGAUUUCAGUUUGGGUAUCUUGGCUUGUUGCUGAUUGGACAAAGUCGAGAAUAAUUCUUUAUUGGAAAUGGAUCGGUGUGAUACUUCAGGAUUUGUCAGUGGGGGUGGGAUGUGCUCUUACAGAGACAUCUAACCCUCGUCUUUUUGUAGCUAAUUUUAUUUACCCCGGAAGUCAGGCAGACUGUUGUCUUACAAUUGAGAUUUAGUUUGGAAAUAAGUGUUGCAUAUUA
Molecule: messenger RNA, 1665 nt
Organism: Vitis riparia (riverbank grape)
Lineage: Eukaryota; Viridiplantae; Streptophyta; Magnoliopsida; Vitales; Vitaceae
Product: GDT1-like protein 1, chloroplastic
Exons: 15
Coding region: 76-1365 (429 amino acids)
Biological process (GO): manganese ion transmembrane transport; Golgi calcium ion transport; calcium ion transmembrane transport
Cellular component (GO): Golgi apparatus; chloroplast thylakoid membrane
Molecular function (GO): calcium ion transmembrane transporter activity; manganese ion transmembrane transporter activity
Source: RefSeq, a predicted model, not a curated record